This is a messenger RNA of Anopheles moucheti, 7162 nucleotides long. RefSeq lists its product as uncharacterized. Bases 769 to 4194 code for a protein of 1141 amino acids. Gene Ontology annotation, molecular function: monocarboxylic acid transmembrane transporter activity. Gene Ontology annotation, biological process: monocarboxylic acid transport; transmembrane transport. The record is from RefSeq and is a predicted model, not a curated record. NCBI's taxonomy places the organism in Eukaryota, Metazoa, Arthropoda, Insecta, Diptera, Culicidae. The transcript has 8 exons.
GUGUAAUGUUGUUGAAACGGUCGAAGAAAUGUGAAUAUAUGUUGUGGAGCAAAAUUAAGUUGUAUCCGAUGGUGCUGUAAUGUGCACAAAGCGUUAAACAUCUGUAGACAAAUUCUUGCGCUAACCUGCCGGAAGGUGGUCACACACCAACCCUUAGAAGUCGCCGUCGUCGUCAUCGUCGAUUGCAACUAUUGUUCAAAGUGAAAAGUCCGAAAAGUGCCACCAGUGUUUUGUGCGUUGUGUUUUCGCUAUUGUUGCGUGUGCAGAUGUGAAAUUAAUAGUGGUAUCAUCGCAAGAUAACAACUUCUUAACCCGUUCUGCUUUGCAUCUAAUCUGAACGGAUUCUUCGGAGCCAAAGAACUCAUAUUCGGCCGUUUCGCGAACCUUAGCGUGUGCGAGUCAACGCUUCAGGUCGACGUUAAAUUUCGCUUCAAAUUUACCCACGGGUCCGGACGGUUCCUGCUACACCCAAUUCCAACACCAGUCAAGGAUGUGCCAGUUCAGAGUUUUCUAGCAUCGUUCAACAGCGAAAGUCAAGUCAGAGUUCAUCAAGUCGUACGAUACAGUAUACGGAUAAAACCGCAUGGACGCCUUUUCCACGAAACGUAGGCAACAUUACGUAACUGGCGGGGAUUUUAACUCACCAAGUCCUUAUUGCAAACAAGCGCAGCGGAGAAGGAAUAUUUUUUCCGAACAAGAGGUGUUCCGCAUGCUUGCCCCCCAACUUGAUCCAUUAGCGCGGCGUCACGAUCGCCAUAAUCGGGAAGAAUGGAUAUUAUCAGAGCGCCUGGAAAUAUUAAUAUUAAUGGUAAUGACAGCGGCGGCAGCAACAGUCUGGAGCCGCUGUUACGCAGCCCUCAAGGGGCCAAAUCGAAGGACAAUAAUGGUGGGAACGCCCUCCGACAGCACAACUUUCCCGACGAUCGUCAACCACCGGGUGGAAGGAACGGUCUAAAGGGUACGCCCGGUUCGACGGCAUCGGUUGCGUCCGGCGUGACCACGCCGCAUCGCCAGAUACCACCCCAGUGCCCGUCCACCGAUUCGGGCAACAGUUCCUGUGUGAGCAGCGGUAGCAACGGUGGUGGUAGCGGUGGUAGCAGCAGUGCUGGUGGUGGUAGCUGUAGUAGUGCUAGUGCUUCCGGUGGUGGUGGUGGUGUAGUGGAUGAUCCAGAAACUCUAAACCGGCACCGACCCUCCCGAUCAUCGUCCGCAUCAUCGCUCAAGAAUCGAAAUAUUUACGUGAACAGAACCUACGAUGAUGAGACGGUAGAGGGCGGUGCCGUGCGUGCGGGUGCCGAUACCGGUUCGGCGAUUUCGGUUGCAAUCGAUGAAGGAAUUGACGUGAAUGUGUGUGUCGAUGCGGGUGGUAACGCGAGCGAGUGUGGUCCCGCGUCUAGUGACGGCAAUCCGGAAGAGGAAGAAAUAAAACCAUUGCUCGAGGUGACGCAUGAACGACGGAAGACGAAGAGCAUCGUGAAGAGCCCGUCGAGUCACAGCAUCGGUGAGAAACCGGUACGUCAGCUUAGCCUGCAGUUUUCCCAACCGGAGUCGGUAAUUGUGGCCGAACGGCCGGUCCAUCACGUGCAGUUCAGCAAUGGAAGCAGAUACGCCAAUGUUACCGGAGCAGAUGGUGGAGAACGGCCGGUACUGGGCGGUGGAACGUACGGCACCCAGCAGGGUCUCGGUACGAGCACGAUGGAACCGCACUGUUCGAGUCCGGUUGGCAGUAUCCUGUCGAAUGGUUCGGCAACCUCAACGUCCUCAUCCGGUUCGUCUUCGUCGUCGUCGUCGUCGUCGUCGAAUGAGAACAGUUCGCUGGGUGCGUACGCCGAAGCCCGCCCGCCGGAUGGUGGCUGGGGCUGGGUUGUCUGUUUUGCCUCCUUCAUGGUGAACCUAAUCGCAGACGGUGUAACGUUCAGCUUCGGCGUAAUGUACAUUGAGCUGCUGUCCUACUUUGGCGAAGGCAAGGGAAAGACCGCUUGGGUUGGAUCGUUGUUUAUGGCGAUGCCACUACUGUGCGGCCCUGUUGCAUCGUUCCUAACGGAUCGCUACGGUUGCCGGAAGGUGACGAUCAUCGGUUCGAUAAUGGCUUCGAUUGGAUUUGCGCUGUCCGCGUACGCUACCUCGAUCGAGAUGCUGUACCUGACGUUCGGCAUACUGUCCGGGUUUGGGCUAAGCCUGUGUUACGUCGCUGCGGUUGUUAUCGUUGCGUACUACUUCGACAAAAAGCGCUCCUUCGCUACGGGUCUGUCGGUGUGUGGCAGUGGCAUCGGAACAUUCGUGUUUGCCUCGUUAACGCAGGUCCUGCUGGACGAGUACGGAUGGCGCGGUACGACCCUUAUCCUUGCCGGUGUCUUCCUCAACAUGUGCCUGUGCGGGUUGCUGAUGCGCGACCUAGAAUGGACGACGCACAAGUCGAAGCAGAAGCGCCGCAAACAGCAACAGCAGCAAGCCGAUUCGGUGAGCAACAGCACGAAUACCGCUGGUGGUAAUACGAGCGUUCUGAUGGGCAACGGUGGCAUCAUCGAUGGAGUGCCGAUUGGUGGCGGUAACGGAGGACUUGCAGAUCCAGCAAACGACCAUAUCUACGAUCUGGAUGAUCCUCGACUUUUCAGCUCGCUGAUAACACUUCCGACGUUCCUGCAGAAUGGUAGCGGGCAGGAGAAGAUUACCCUGGAGGUGUUGGCUAUGCUGAGCAAGCAGCACAACAUCCACGAUCAUCAUGUGCUGCAGAGUCUACCGGUGGCACGCAUGAGCAGUUCGCGCAGCUUCAGCCAACCGCUGUCUCCGCAGAGUGGAGAAAACCUGGCAGAUCUCAAGGAGCAGGAACAGGAGCAGGAUGGCGUAAAGACAGCGGGAGCGGAAGGAGCAGCAGUAUCGACGGACGAAACCAACCACGCUGAUGAUGGGCAGGGAGCGAAGGAAAGCAAGCAGGAAGAAUUGGCAAACGAUGGCACCACGGUGCAGCCGUCGCGUCACCGAGCAGCCGGCGGUCAGCGGUCCGGUGCAAGGGGACGGAAUGGGGCUGCCACCGAUGCGGUCGGUACUACGUACGAAAAGGGCACCGCUUUGCCGCCCGUGUUCCUGCGGCGGGUGCACAGCCACAGCACACGCGGUACGGCCCCGCCGACCGCGGGGCCACCCGCCGCGACCGCUUCCUAUCUGAAGGAUCUGCGGAUGCACCGCCAUUCGCUAACGUACCGCGGUGCUAUGCUGAACAUUCAGCGCUACCGGCUGCGGGCCUCCUCCUGCCCGGACAUCUACCGCAACUCGAUGACGACGAUCGCAAAGGAGAAGUCCGCCUGGUACCAGGGCGCGGAGGAGUUCCGAACACUGCUGGUCAGUAUUCUGGACUUCUCCUACUUCUCGGACGUGCACUACCUGCUGUUUGCCAUCUCGAACUUUCUGCUCUACACGUUCUACGACGUGCCGUACGUUUACCUCGGUGACAAUGCGUCCCAGAUUGGGUUUUCCCACGCCCAAUCAUCGAUGCUGAUUUCGAUCAUCGGCAUACUGAAUAUGGUUGGCGAGGUUGUGCUCGGAUGGAUGGGUGAUCGGAAAUCGGUGAACGCCAACUAUACGUAUGCCAUCUGUAUGGCACUGUGCGGACUAGUGACUGCGCUUGUGCCACUGUUCAAAGAUUAUACGAGUCUUUCCGUAUUGGCUGGUGGAUUUGGACUGUUUAUAGCAGCAAACUAUUCGUUGACCAGUAUUAUCCUGGUGGAACUGAUCACGCUGGAGCGUUUCACCAAUGCGUACGGUUUGCUGCUUCUGGUGCAAGGUGUGGCAAAUCUUGUUGGACCCCCAUUAGCAGGCUGGAUCUCUGAUCUGACAGGGUCGUACGAUUUGGCGUUCUAUUUGGCCGGCUUUUUCAUAGUAAUUUCCGGUGCAUUGUUGCUAGUAUUGCCCAUGAUAAUGAAGGUGCGCAAAACAUUGGAGAAACGACGGCGCAGUUCCGCUCUUGUCAGUGGUGAUACCAUCAAACUCAACAAAAAGAGUUCUUCCGCCAGUUAUCAUCAGCACAACAAUAAUGUCGCAAAUAAGCCGGUCGUGCUGGAUCUGAAAACUACGUACGUCAGCAAUGGGAAACGCAUCGUCACCGGUGUUGACGCCAAGAAUGGUUCCACGCCGAACGGGGUAAGCACGGGCCUCAACGGCUUCAAGCUGCCAAUGGAAGAGGGUGCCACUGUUUAGGAUGUAAAAGGUGAUAUGAUACAUACGGAUGGCUAAUAGUAUGUAACCCGUCGUGUAAUCGGUUUCUUCCAUAACAUUGUAAGCCGGUAGCGCGAAAACUUUAUUGCGUAGUGAAUUCCUACCGAAUAACUCCAACUGUACAGCUGGGAGGACGUUUAGAUUUGGACCUGUCGCCAAUUUGGAACGAUGUAGCUUUGUUUGAGUAUUAGCCUUAAGUUUCCCUUAUUGUGCGGAUAAAAUUUGGGUGUUUGUUUGAGUUUGUUUGUUUUUAUUUCUUAUCACGAUACAUAGCUAAGGACAACAAACAGCACCCGCUAGAUGGUACCCGGGGUGGAAACAUAUACCUCAGACUUAUUCACUAAAAGUAAUUAUCAUUUUUAUGAAGAAGAUCAAGAAAUUAUUUACUUUCAUAAAGAAAUGAAGGCAAAACUGACACUAUUCUUCUUCUUUGGGUUCAUAGCAUAGAAACGUUUUAAUUAAAUGUGUCAGUAAGACUUGCCCCAUCUAGAGAUUAGCCUUCUUUUAUAUUUUAAUUACCCGUUUUUAUAACUUUUUUGUAAUACCGUUUGGUUAUACAGAACUCAGAAAACUUGUACCAGUAAUUAAAUAACACAUUUGACACUAUAGGCACCAUAUUUAUAAAAUUAUAAUCAAUAAUACACCAUAGGACAACUGAACCUGUUACUGAAACUGGCAAGUGUGUAAAGCAAGAUGUGAUUAACAAUAUUGUGGACACUGAUCAAUUGAUUUGAUGCAAAAAAACGCCCGUCACAUUGCAUGCUAGAAGUAUGCACUAUAUCGGCAGACAUCAUGAGCACGAUCAGUCGCAGAGACAGAUUAAUUGGUGGCCCCGUUCGAUUUGCUGGCGUAAACUGAGGUAUAAAAGAAAACACAAUGACCAACUUCAUAAACGAAAUUAUUCAUUUCGGGCACUGCUACUCUCAUAAUAACGUCAUCUAUACAUUGACACAAUCGUAACAUUGUUGUUGAUCCAAAGCAGUCGCGAUAGAGAUUUUUCACUAAACAAACAUUCUAUAUCAUGAACAUUGAUCGAUUGAUUGAUCCACGUAUAAUAAAGCUUUUCGAUACGAAGCCGUUCGUGGCAAAAUAUGUUUGCCGUUGAUGCUGACACAUUACAGCAAUGACACAAUUGCAAUUGUUUGCUACAAAAAAGGGAAACUUUAUGAAAUGUAUGGUAAACACACACAAAAUUGCGCAAAAAUAAAGCGUCACGUGGUGGUGGAGUGCAUGGGUUGGAGGUGGAACUGAAAAUGGAAACAAAACACUAGGUAGAAAGAGGAAAAGAAAAAAAAAUAUAUAAAUAUAUUCAUCAGCUGUGAUCACCUAGUAUAUUAACAAUUAAACUAAAGCUAGUAAAGCGAUGCUAAUUAGACACAUACAUUGUAGUCGUGUAUUGAAAGACAUAUAGCAUUCAAACCACACACACACACACAGACGGGCGAGGAAACGGUUACGAUGGUUAGGAUAGGGAAAAAGCGACCAGCAAUGAAAAGGUUUUACCGCGAGCAAAGCGGACCCGCGAGUUGGUAAAAAGACAAAGUUAGUAGAGCUUUAUUUUGUAAUAGCGUUUAAAAAAAUGCACUUCAUUGAGGAUGAAUAACAUAUAGCUGAGGAUUAUUCUAUUUCAGUUCGUUGAAAUACUUUAAGUGACAGUGAAGAGCGUUUUAAUUCAUGAAAGUGGAAGGCUACCAGUUCGAACAGGGCAAAGUAGGAAAAGUAGGGCGUGAAAGCAUUCUGGUAAACGGAAGGAAAAGAAUUCAGCGCAAAACACAAAGGGAUCAAAACUCAACCAAGAUGAGGCUAUGCUCACGGGAAACAAAAAGAAGAAAAAAACAGAGUGGUAAACUAAAUCAGGUGUACACAUUUCUGCCAAAUAAGAAGAAAGACACGAGGGUAACAGAGAGUCAAAACCAACUAUAUCAACAGAUUUAAUCGAUAUAUUUUGUAAUGUAACUAUUACACCUGUGAAAGGGAAAAACCUCCUCGAUUGUGGUGACACGGUACGACAGGUACAGGAGUGUGCAAAGAAACAAAGUUAAACUAUAUAAGUUAUAUAUGUAAGUACGUCUUGAACGGUUGAUUUAGCUUAACGUUUUUUUUUUAAAUCCAUAUCGUAAGUGGGAUGAUAUAUUUUGCACUUUUUUCGAAUGUUUGGAGAGUUAGAAAAGGGACCGCGGCCAAUUUGUGCCGCAUUGCGCGCAGACAGAAGAAUGCCUGAGAAUUGACGGCGUAGUAGCUAGAUGCAAAGCUGGGCCGAUAGUUGAAACUAACCUAAAGCGAACGGACAGGGCUCGAAACGGUAGAUGCGAGAUAAUAAUUACAUGCAUCCAUGUACGACACGUUACUCUGUAGAGCAUCAUCUAGUAAUUUGAAUUCAAAAGUGAACAUUAAACAUGCGUUGUUUCAGCGGGUUGAAACAAUUUACCGAGCGAUUCAACACAAGAAGGACACCCACAAAGGACACAGUCACGCCUCACAGGGCACCACACCAAAAUUGGGAUAAUUUUGUGAAAUGUGCAAAUGAAUUCAAAUGUAAGGCACACAACAUAAUAGAGCGCAAGACACAGUCAGUGGAGGCAAUUCCCGCACUGACAGGAAAUUUUUCCAUUUACCCAAUUUUGGAGGGAGCAAAAAUCACAGAACACGGAUUCCCAUUGCAAACAAUGGGACAAAAAUGUUAGAAACAAUUUGAAAACCCCAAUUUCACCUACAAACCACACAACAGUGCAAUGCAGCAGCGUGACUCCCCCUAUAAACAGCAAACAUUGUGCGCGUUGAGUAAAUGCACUCCGCACGUGCGCGCGCGCCCUCGUGCGGGUUGUGUUUGUGUGCGGUAAAGAGUAAUUUUCUUUCUUCUCGCUGUUAGGAACAGAUAAACAAAAGGAAACUUAUAGCAAAAAAAACAACAAAUUAUAACGUGACAGUGGAAGACAAAUCUCUAAAAUAA